CGACGGAUCACAAUUCACAACUGCACAACACGAGCAAUGAGCAGCAUGCAGCAACUGUACCUUGGUAAAUGAAUCAAUUUUUCCCCUACGGUUGAAUGUGACCUAUAAAUAGGGAAGGUCCGUCCUGGCACUGGCACUGGCAGCGGCCUGGCGGGGCAAAGGUGACCGGCCGGAAGCACACACGGCACUGAAGCAAAUUAAAACUGCUUGCUAGCUCGGAGAGAUCGAGCAGCAGCUAUGGGGGAAAACAAGGGCAGCCGCAGCGCAAUUGCCGUGCUCCUGGUCCUGGUGAUGGCCUUGGGCUUCUUCGCCGGGCAAUCCUCGGCACGUAGCUGGACUGACUUCGCCAGUCUCAUCCAAGGAGGAGCAGCGGCGGAAUCGGCGGACGAACUCUGCAAGGACUGCGACUGUCCCUUAACCGGUGGCUGCGUGUGCUACGACACCUUCGCUUCGUGUCCCAACUUCUGCUCUGGUUGCUGGUGCUCUAAGACGAAGGCUGAAUGCCAAUGCGUUAACUAUGUCGAGAAGAAGUGGUGUGCUGCACCACCUGCAACCACGGUGCAGAAGAAACCGGUCAGCGAUGCCCUCUACUAAUCCAGCGCGUUCCUCUUCCUCCCCGGCCGUUCCCGGCCACCUAGCGUCGCGCCCGGCGGGGCCGUAUCGACUGCGUGCCGACCAAAGUUAGUACACCAUGUAUCUUGAGAGUGGAGGGUUCAAUAAAUUAAAGCAUGCAUCAUGUGUAUCUCUUCGAUCCUCUCUAGUGUAUGCUAAUCUUAUUCAGACCGUUAGCA
Molecule: messenger RNA, 791 nt
Organism: Sorghum bicolor (sorghum)
Lineage: Eukaryota; Viridiplantae; Streptophyta; Magnoliopsida; Poales; Poaceae
Exons: 2
Coding region: 238-594 (118 amino acids)
Source: RefSeq, a predicted model, not a curated record